AUGGGGGGUCAGGUGGCGGCUACCGCAGAGCGCCAACAACAUCUUCUCAACUCGGUGCAGCUGCUCCUUCUCCUGCUCCCCGAAGAGCAUCGCGAGUUACUGCAGCACAUUAUUAAAAUGCUCCAUUCGGUGGCAGCGCGUGAGGAGAGCAACAAGAUGUCCGCGGAGAAUUUGGCCAUCUUGUUUACACCGCACCUGAUUUGCCCCAGGCAAAUGCCGCCUGAGGCGCUCCACUAUACGGCGAAGAAGAUGUCCAGCAUUGUGUCCUACAUGAUUCAGCAGGGUCUGGAAAUCUUCGAAGUUCCCGGAAAGCUAGACACCGAUAUACGGGCGUACUUUCUUGAGCGCAAACGCAAAAAAACCAUGUCACCGGAGCAAACCCUUGAAGAAUCCUUCUCGGACGACUCGACGGUCAACACGUCGGCAAACAACAGCAAUUACACGGACACUGCACUGGCGCAGCUGUACGCGCACAUUCAGAGCCUUCCGGAGUCCUCCAAGAAGCGUCGCCUCAUCAAGCAGUUUAACAAGCAAAACGGACAAGGUCAUCGCGAGGAGCUCCAGCGUGCCAUAAGGGAGCAUCACGAGAAGCAUGAUGCCAAAAUGAUGCGCGCCAUGGAGGAGGCAGAGCGUAAGAAGUAG
Molecule: messenger RNA, 642 nt
Organism: Drosophila miranda
Lineage: Eukaryota; Metazoa; Arthropoda; Insecta; Diptera; Drosophilidae
Product: rho GTPase-activating protein 19-like
Exons: 3
Coding region: 1-642 (213 amino acids)
Biological process (GO): signal transduction; regulation of small GTPase mediated signal transduction
Cellular component (GO): cytoplasm
Molecular function (GO): GTPase activator activity
Source: RefSeq, a predicted model, not a curated record